UCACAACUAUAAACUUCGAUUUUAUCUUUGCUUAUGUACAAAUCUUUAAAUUGGAGUUUCGUUCUUUUGAAGACAUUUAAAAAUUAUAUAAGCUGACUGAAUUAAGGCAUGUCUUUAAUCAAUUGCAAAGAAGACAGUACGAAGACCGAUAUACUAAUGGAGGAGGGUGACAGCAGUUUAGAACCCGGUGAAGUGAAAACCCCUCCACAUGGCUCUGAGUCAAUGAAACCAAAUUUGUCUGAGGAAAAAAAUAUCAAAUGUAGUACACCCCAAUAUUUACCCCUCGUGAAAUCAGCCUCUAAGAAAGAGACUGACAAAUGUGCAGAGAAAGUACGUGCUAUACUGGAACUAGAUGCAAUUAAAAGGAAGGAAGAACUAGAACGUAGGAAAGAACAAAAGUCGGAGUUCUUAUCACUCCAAGGUAAAAAUAAGAAAAAGGAGCAAAAGAGACAAAAAAAUACUAAAGAAGAAAUCAAGAUUGAAGCCUGCGUAGAUCAUAUACCUGAUAGGAAUCAAGAGGAUUCUAUAAAAAAUCUCAAACAUAAGAAAAACAUCCAUGAAGAUCAUAUAAAUUCUACUCGACAUAUUACAGAGUCAUUCGAAAGUAUGCGAUCCCUUAGUAGUGCGGUUUCAAUGCCACUGUUGCCACCAUUGGAUUUUGUUACACCUACAACUAAUGUAGCGUCAAAUUUUUCUCGUGGAUUUACAGGAAUAAAUAAUACUUCUAGUUAUCGCUCAUAUAACCCAUUUGUGAGGACUUAUCGUGCUGAUUUCCGACAUAGAGGAGAGGAUUUCCACAAACACAACCGUACACGUUUCCCACGAUACCGUUCACAAUAUAAUUCAGGGGUUUUUAACACACCAUCGGAGGAGUCUUGCCAUUCAGUACUUCAACCCGGUAUACUUUAUUCACAGUUACUGUGGACCAAAACCAAACCUUCUAUAUCUUAUGCAUACAAAAUACAUGAUAGGCAUUCUUUUAAAAAUAGUGAGAAAACAUCGGAUAUAAAUAUUUCGAAAAAGAAAAAGAGCAAGAAGUCAAAAGAGCGGGAGGAAAGUAAAAAAACCCAGUUAAGUCCAAAAAGCAGACGAAAAUCGAGUAAAAGAAAGAAAAUUAGAAAAAUUCGAGAGGCAUUACAAUUACAACCGUUAAAAAAUUCGAUACUUGCAAAUGACGAAGUUUCUUCAAUGACAAUUGAUAAUUCAGAGAGUAUUAGUAGCGCAAGUACGGAAAAUUCACUAACAAACGUCAGCAAUGAAAAGCCAAUUGCGGAUAGUGUAGUCCCAAGUUCUACCAACGCUUCGAGUAGAAUUAUCAACACGUCGAAACCUCAAAUUUUGGAUAUGUUUGCAAGUUUGACUCCACCAAAGCAAGAAUUACCGCCUAUCGAUGGGAAAAGUACUUCGAACUCAAUAUCGAACGUUCAGAUAACAAACAAACUUCAAGAAAUUCAAGAUCGAAUAGGCAGACUACUUGAUGAUGAUGAACUAAAACUUGAAGUCAUACAAGCAACUAAGGAAAAACUAUUAAAAAAAUCUCGUGAGCAUAUAGGAAUUGGUCAUUCUAAGAAACCUUCAACAAAGAAAUGCCCGAGCUUAAACUUGCCGAUUGAUAGCAUAUCACCUAAUCGUUCAAAAUCAGAAGACAAACUACCCGGAAAACUUUCAAAGAAACGUAUUAACGAGACGGAAUUUGCACAUAGAUCCCUUACCGAAACUAAAUUAAAAGGAAAAUCUUUCGAUAUCUUCGGAGCAGCAAAGGAUGAUGUAGAGAAGAAUACAAGAGGUGAUAGAGAUUCUACUCUGGACGACAAAAGCAUUUCUGUCAAUCUUAAUUCAUUAAAUUUUAAACAAAAACCAAUUGAAAACACACACUUUGUAAAAAUAGUAUCUGACAAACUUGGAAAUUCUUUAAAAGAUUCUCCUUGUGUGCUUUCGAAAUCUGUAACGUGUACUAACAACGGCAGUCCAGACACAGAUGACUAUUCGGAUAAUUGGGAGAAUGAUGAUGACGAAAUGGAUUUGAACUCAGUUUUCUCAAAUAUAAAUCAGCGAACUUCUAAAAAUGUCACAAAUAUCGACAUCGAAAGUCCUUCUUCAAGUAUUAUGGAUAGUGCAGAAUCAGAUUCCAAUUCAAAAAUCCAAAGUACAACUCCAAAAAAUUCACCACCCCUUCAAUUAUGCAGUUCACCGAAAUUCAGAUACGAUUCCAAAAAAAUACAAAGGCCAAAUAUAGUUUGUCAGGAAACAAACGAUAUGCAAUUAUUAUAUAAUCAAUUUAUGAAAAGUGUCGAAAAUGCUGAUAUUGAAAGCGAUCUGAAGCCAAAUGAAAAGGUGUCAAUCAGUAAGAGUAAUAAGGAGAAAGAAAGCGAACAAUUAUCGACAUCAUCCACUUCUUAUUCGUCCUCUUCCUCCUCAUCAUCUGAUUCCUCAGUCUCAUCCUCGGGAUCAUCUAGUACUACGAGCUCAAGUGAUUCGGCAUCUGAGGAUAGUAAUGAUACGGAUAUUAUAAAAAACAAUGAUUCAAAUGCAGCAUGCAAUACUGAAAAAGCAAUCGGAAAAGUCUCCAAACGUCGCUCAUCAGAUGAUGGAGAAAAAGCGAAGUCGCUAACCGCCACAAAAGAUGAUUCGAAGCCAAAUGUUGUCAGGGACCUAAAAAAAUUAGAAAAUCUAGAAGCAAACUUAUUACGAAUACAAAUGAUGCGCGCUAAUUAUGAUUCAGCUGAUGAAAUAAGUGAUGAAUUAAUGAAAAUGGAGAAACUUUUCUUACACGAGAAAAAUAUUAUUUUAAAUAAAUUUAUGGACUCUUCAGCAAAUAAUUCAGUGAAGAUUGAAAAAGAAAGUCACAGCGAUUUGGAUACCAACAGCCAACCAACGGUGGACUCAAUACAAUCAGCUACAUUCGCGCGGGGACAGUUCGUGCAAUCUUUGCAAAAAUUGCCAAACAAGGACGGUAUACCCGAAGUCUCAAAUAUAUUUAGCACAAAUCGAGAAGUAAUUAAAUUGACUAUAUCUCCUGUGAAGUUGCCUAAAACUUCUGCUGUAUUUGAAGUGGAUAAUGAUAUAGAUAAUUCAAAACAAGCAAUAGACCCUCCUGAAAAAAGUAACCCUACAGUAAAACUACCAAAGCCCGUUAAAGAAGUUGCAAUAGUCAAGCCUAUAAUGGAAACUAAGGAGUCAACAUCUGCUCAUCAUCAAAAACGUCGUCGAUCACCAAUAAUAUCUCACCAUACUCUCCACUCAAGGUCUCGUUCGCGGCGAGGACGAGUGCGUUCGCUGUCAGUGAGUCCCUCUAGAAAUAGUAGUGGACGCUGCAUAUCGCCUCAAAGACGUAGUGGUUUUUCAAAGCCAACACGCUACCGUAAUUUCGAACGUCGAAGCCGGAGUCGUAGUCCCAGUUUUAGCCGGCAAAUUAGUCGGCGUUCCGGUGAUAUCAGCCCAAUUCCUAGAAAACGUCGAUCGCUUUUAAAUAUUGACGACCGAUUCCGAAAGCAUUCACCCAGAAGGGAUUCUCGCUCACAUUCUCGAUCUCCAUGUUCUCCUCCUAAUCGCCAUCGUGGUGGUCGAUAUUCACGUUCGCCUUUGCCUUUCAAACCGCCUUCACCACCCACAGACCCGAAUUUAUCUCCAACUGGUUCACGUCGUGGCAGCUUAUCUCCAGAACGACGGUCCCGUUCUAUCUCCCGUUCACCGAGUAAUAGAACUACAUCACCGUCUGAAAAAUCUUACAAUAGUAACAGACAUCGAUCGUUAUCACCAAAACAUCAGCUUUAUAAACAAAAUCAGCCCCACCAUAGUAGCACAUCAUAUUACUUCAAUCACUCGCCGAAUAGAAUAUCUUUGGAUGCCCGUAUAAAUAUCGUGCUCAAUGGACCGUCUUCUGGUAACAAUGAAAAUAAUAAUAGCAUCCCAGCAUACGAAGAUUACAGUCAUUAUGGUCAGUAUGGGCCAGCAGCUUAUAUGGCUAUACCAGGCGACUCAAAUAGCUUUUACACAAACCAGUACGUUCAUAUUACAAAUUCUGGAGCUAAUGGUCCGCCUGCCCAUGCUAUUCAACAAUCAUACCCAAACCUUAGACCUGUUGGUACAGAUGAAUCGGAGCUAUUUUCAUCAAUACAACAGCACGUGAACGUAAAUACAUCCAACUUUUACUAUAAUCGUUUUGGUACACAACCUUUUGGAUAUAAUCAACCGUCACCAUUACUAAAGGAGCUACCCAAAGCAACAGUAGCAGUGCAAAAGGGAAAUGUACUUGAAAUCGUUCCAUGUAGUGACUUGCAAACAGGUAACGUCGCAAAUAAUACACAAACCGACAACGAAACCCGAAUUAAAAAAGAUAGUUCCAAUGAAGAGGUUAUAGAAGAGAACUCCGGUCCUAACGGGGAGAAAAACAAACGCAGUAUUUUGAAGGCAUUGGAUGGGGAAACAAAUUCAUUGCGUAGCGUCUUUGUGAGUGCACCGAAGAAAAAACAAGUGAAUUUCGAAGAUGGAGUCUUUCCAAAUCACAAUAGUGACGAAGAAGACCGUAAGGUGAUAGAAGCGAAAAUACGAGUGAAGAUGCGCAGGUUGAAAAAGAAACAUGGGAUGACACCCUCAUGUCAUAAUUUGUUUGAAAAUAAAGUCCGUAAGGAAAAGCAUAAAGGAAACUCCAAUAAAAAGGACCAACAACCACCGCCACCACCACAUGGUUUUCCAUCUCCGAGCCUGGAGCAACCAAUUUAUUUGCGAACUCAUACACCAACACCUCUUUUAUACUUUCACUUCGAUGGUGUUGUUCAUUCAAUGUAUGUAUCACAAAUGGAAAGACCAAUACCUCCACGACUUCUUAAUCCAAAGUGUUUAACAUCAAGUAGUAUUGGCAUAGUUACUCAUCAUGCUGAUUCACAAUCUCCACUUUACAUGCAAUCACCAAUUACCGCGGUAGCACCACAUUCGCAUACAAGUAAAAAAGAUGUCCUUGCAACAUUCACCCGCCCAAAUCGAAAUGAAAAUCUUUCACCAAAAGUAAUUUCUUCAACUUCAACACUGCAACAAACUGGAAGCCCGAAAAUAAAUCUUAAAAUUUAUUCGCCAAUUGAAAAUGGGAAUCACACAGAAAUUAGUAAUGUCACAUUGCCGAGUACAUCGCCCAAUAGCAUUAAGGGUAACACCAUUCAUACAAUCUCAUCUGGGCCGAUAGCAAAUCAUUUAUUACCAAAGCGGGAAGAUUCUCCAAAAGCCGCUGUUAGUACACGUACAAAUAUUUCAAUGGGAUUAUUACCAGCACCAAUAACUCACCCUCCUAUGUCGCAAAAUACACCAAUCCCAUCACACACCCGUAUUCCAGUUAUAGGUGUACCACCAACAGUAGUCCCUAAGGUAAUGUCGGCUGCAUCAGAACCAUAUAUGCCAGGAUUUCCACCUACAAUGCUACAAAAUCCACAUCCACAUCAUUCACUUAAUCAAAAUUACACGGUGUCCCCAUCUAUAGCCCAAACAAGUAACCCACAUAUGACAGUUGGGGUGCAACCAUAUUUUAAUCCCCCGAUUCAUCGAAUGCAUCGACCUUUACCAAAUUAUAUGGGUCAGCAGAAUCAACCAAGUCCCUCCUCGUCGAACUUGCCUAUCUGUCACUUGGUAGAUCCCGUACAAACUGCUAAUUCCGAUUUGGAUAAAUUUACUAGCCCACAAACUAUGGCGAUUCCAUUCAAUUUUAAAGGACCAUAAAUGAGCUGGAAUUUGACAUUUUAUAAAUUUAAGUAUAGAAUAGACAUAGUAUUUGUAAACUAAAAGGGAUUAGCCGUAAAUUGUUUUUUUUUUUUUUAUUUUUAUUAAAAUCAAAUAUGUUUUAUUACUUGAAUCGCCUUAAACAGAAAAAUACAUAGAAAAUAUGAAUCAGUUGUCGACUAAGGCUCCAUUUGUGUACGUACCUAUAUACAUUUGUGUAUAUAUUUAUAAUCAUAACAACAUCCACAUUUGUGUAAUAAUAUAUGUAUGAAUAUAGAAUAUUUUAAAGCUUAGCAAAAGCAUUGGUGAAGUUAAAUACUAUAUGCAUAAAACCAUCGAAUUACAAAUAUGAAAUUAAUUCAUAUAUACAUAAUUUUUCAUUUGAUAAUAAAAAUAGUUGUAAGUGGAUUGAAUAUUUCUCGCAGAUGUACCACAAGUUGAAGAAAGAAACAUUAUCUUUGUAACUGGCAACCGAUUUGUAAUUGUCGAUUUGACUGGCCAGUUCUGUAACUCGUUCUUGAGUAGGAGGAUAACUUCAAUUUGCUCGCUUGAAAUCGUCAUUUGGGUAGGAAUUCUCCUAACUCUAUGUUCUGUAUUAACUACUAAGUUAUCAUCUACAUACCGAUAGCCAAUAAAGUCUGCGUUCACCCGACACAUUUUUUUAAGUGAAGUAAAAACACAA
Molecule: messenger RNA, 6388 nt
Organism: Bactrocera oleae (olive fruit fly)
Lineage: Eukaryota; Metazoa; Arthropoda; Insecta; Diptera; Tephritidae
Source: RefSeq, a predicted model, not a curated record